UCAGGUACUGCGAAAAGGCCGGAAGAGGAAACGGAGAAAAACUAAGAAAUGAGCCCAAAAGCAAGCAAAGAAACAGCAGCCUAAAUGCAAAGGCAAGUACGCAGUGAAAAACUUAAAAAAAAAAAGAAAGAAAUUUUUCUAAAAAUAGAACAACUCCGAUGCAAAACCCCAAACACAAGCCAUCUCUCCUUUUCACAAGUUUUCGAAAUCCCACUUUGGAUUUCUAAUUUCCAUUCUCUUUUUGUAAAAACUUUUUCUCAGGUUUCUCUUCUCCUUCUUAGCAUCAAAUUAUACAAAUUCCUUUCCAAAUUCUCUCUUUCGUUUUAAAACGCGCAAUCGAAAAUAAAAGACUGCGCGGAGACACAGAGAGAAACUAUCGCGUCUCUUUAUUUCUUCAUUUGUGUGUUUGGUUGCAUAUUUUAUGAGAUCAAUCACAAAAUAGUUACUGCUGCUAUUUUUGAGAUCUGGCUCUCACUCCUUUUUAACAGACGAAUAAGUAACGGGAGAAGGCAAUGAAGAGAACAAGAGAUGAUAUAUAUGUAGGUUCGCAAUUUAAACGGCCUUUUGCAUCUUCUCGUGGUGAAUCCUAUGGGCAGUCACAAAUUCCAGCAAGUGGGGGAGGAGGAGGGGGAGGGGGAGGAGGAGGGGGAGGGGGAGGAGGAGGGCGGCAGUACUUGUAGAAACUGACUACCAAUGAUGCCUUAACUUAUCUGAAGGAAGUGAAGGACAUGUUUCAAGAUCAGAGGGAAAAAUAUGAUAUUUUCCUUGAGGUCAUGAAAGAUUUUAAGGCUCAAAGAACUGACACUGCUGGUGUCAUCGCAAGAGUGAAACAGUUAUUCAAAGGUCAUAACAACUUAAUAUUUGGAUUUAAUCUUUUCUUACCCAAGGGUUAUGAAAUAACCCUCGACGAGGAUGAGGCUCCACCAAAGAAAACUGUUGAAUUUGAAGAAGCGAUUAAUUUUGUGAACAAAAUAAAGAAACGUUUCUACAAUGAUGAACAUGUAUAUAAAUCAUUCCUAGACAUUUUGAAUAUGUACCGGAAGGAGCACAAGGACAUAAAUGAGGUCUACAGCGAGGUUGCUGCUCUUUUUGAGGACCAUCAAGAUUUGCUUGAUGAGUUCAGGAGAUUUCUUCCAGAUACGUCAGGAGCACCCAUGACCCAGAAUGCUCCAUAUGGCCGGAAUCCCCUCCAACGUUACAAUGAGAGAAUCUCCACUGCACCGACAUUGCGGCAGAUGCAUGUGGACAAGCAACGUCGGCGGGAUAGGAUUGUUACUUCCCAUGGUGAACGCGAUCUUAGUGUUGAUCGACCUGAGCUGGAUGAAGACAAAACAAUGGCGAAAAUGCAUAAAGAACAGAGAAAGCGCGCUGAGAAGGAAAAUAGAGAUAGGAGAAAUCGCGAUGAUGAUGAUAGGGAGCCUGAGCAUGAUAGCAAUAAGGACUUCAGCUUGCAGCGUUUUCCUGACAAAAGGAAAUCUGGCCGGAAGGGUGAAGGUUUUGGAAUGAACUCUAAUAUUUCUUCUUAUGAUGACAAAGACAAUUUAAAGAGUGUGUACAACCAAGGAUUCAUAUUCUGUGAGAAGGUUAAGGAGAAACUAGGCAGUUCAGAUGAUUAUCAGGCGUUUUUGAAGUGCCUUAAUAUUUACAGCAAUGGAAUUAUAAAAAAGAAUGAUUUACAAAAUUUGGUGGCUGAUUUACUCGGAAAGUAUCCUGAUCUUAUGGAGGAGUUCAAUGAUUUCUUUGAGCGACGUGAGAAUAUUGAUGGGUUCCUUGCCGGUGUUAUGAGUAAAAAAUCACUAGGUAGUGAUGGACAUGCAUCUAGAUCAUUGAAAGUGGAGGACAAAGAUAAAGAGCAGAAGCGUGAAUUGGAUGUUGCUAAAGAAAAGGAAAGAUACAGGGAGAAGUAUAUGGCAAAAUCCAUUCAAGAGCUUGACCUUUCUAACUGUCAACGUUGUACUCCCAGCUAUCGGCUUCUGCCAGAUGAUUAUCCAAUACCUUCGGCAAGCCAGAGAUCAGAGCUUGGUGCUCAAGUUUUAAAUGAUCACUGGGUCUCGGUGACUUCUGGAAGUGAGGAUUACUCUUUUAAACAUAUGCGCAGAAAUCAAUAUGAAGAAAGUUUGUUCAGGUGUGAAGAUGACAGAUUUGAGCUGGACAUGUUGUUGGAGUCUGUGACCUCCACAGCUAAACGUGCAGAGGAAUUGUUAAACAGCAUCAAUGAAAACAAAAUAGAGGCUCCGAUCAAUAUAGAUGAUCAUUUUACUGCUCUAAAUUUAAGAUGCAUUGAGCGUUUAUAUGGAGAUCAUGGUCUAGAUGUCAUGGACAUAUUACGUAAAAACCCAACUCUUGCGCUGCCUGUUAUAUUAACUCGCCUAAAGCAAAAGCAAGAAGAGUGGAUGAGGUGUCAAGCGGAUUUCAAUAAGGUUUGGGCAGAAAUCUAUUCAAAAAACCAUUACAAAUCACUGGAUCACCGUAGCUUCUAUUUCAAGCAGCAAGAUUCAAAGAACUUGAGUACAAGAUCAUUGGUGUCUGAGAUCAAGGAAUUGAAAGAGAAGCAGCAGAAAGAAGAUGAUAUUCUGUUAGCUUUUGCUGCUGGUAACCGACAACCUGUGGUUCCACAUUUGGAAUAUGAGUACUCUGAUAUGAGCAUUCAUGAAGACUUGUAUAAACUUGUCCAAUAUUCAUGCGAAGAGAUUUGUUCAACCAAAGAACAGUUGAAUAAAGUUUUGAGGCUCUGGACAACAUUUCUGGAGCCACUUUUUGGCAUUGUUUCUCGUUCUAAUGCCAUGGAGAAUCCUGAAGUUGAAAGUGAGACUGGGUCUCACUUGAUCAACUGCAUUACAUCAAACAUAGCAGAAAAUGGUGCUGAUCCUACUAUAUCAAAUUCUAAGCCAAGAUCAGCUAUCAUUGCAGAUGGAAACACUUCAAUAGAACCUGCAAGCUGUUGUGGGCCCAGUUUGGCAAAUGGAGAUAGUUUGGCUAGAGAUAGUUUAGUUGAAGUAAAUCAUGUGACUAAAGAUGAUCUGACAUCUAAUUCGUUUAAUCUAGAAAGAGAGCACAAGGAUACUGAUGUGAUUGACAGAAUACCUGGAUUUAACACACAAGUUACCUCUGGUAAGGGAGUUCCUGAUUCCAAAACAUUAAUUAUGGUAGGAGCAGAACAAAGUCAUGGAAGAACCAGUGCCAGUGGUGUUGGAGGAUCUGGUUCAACAUUGUCCAAUCUCAAUGCUGCUGCUUCUGAGGAUCAUAAACCCAAAGCUGGCAUUGACAUCGCACCUUCAUCAGACGGGCUUCAGGGUGGUAUUGGUGCUAAAUCUGUUUUACCAGCUAAUGGAGCAUUGGUCGAUGGUAAUAAAUCUAGUAGAUAUCUUGAAGAAUCCAUUGAACUGUCCAAAACUGAAAAAGAGGAGGGUGAAUUAUCCCCUAAUGGUGAUUUUGAGGAGGAAAAUUUUGCUGCCUAUGGAGAUAAUGCUAUGCAGUCUAUGCCCAAGGGAAAGCAUAGCAUUGAAAGCAGGCAGAAUGAAACUAGAAAUAGGGAAGAAUUACAUUCUCAGGACGCUGGAGGAGAAAAUGAUGUGGAUGCUGAUGCUGAUGAUGAGGAUAGUGAUAAUGCUUCUGAGGGUGGCGAUGAUGCAUCUGGAAGUGAGUCCGCUGGUGAUGAAUGCUCCAGGGAAGAGCAUGAAGAGGAUGACGAUGCAGAGCGUGAUGAUGUUGAUGGGAAAGCUGAGAGUGAAGGUGAAGCAGAGGGAAUGACUGAUGCACAGUUUGCUGGAGAUGUGCCAGUAUCAGAGCGUUUUCUUUUGUCUGUUAAGCCUCUUGCGAAGCAUGCUCCACCAGGUUUGCCAGACGGAGAAAGGAAUGAUUCUCGGAAAUUUUAUGGAAAUGAUGAUUUCUAUGUGCUUUUCAGGCUUCAUCAAGCUCUGUAUGAAAGAGUUGUAUCAGCAAAAACAAACUCGGCCUGCGCUGAAAUGAGAUGGAGAGCUGUUAAGGACUCUAGUUCUGAAAAUCCCUAUGCAAGGUUUCUGAGUGCACUAUAUGGUUUGCUUGAUGGAUCUGCUGAUAAUGCCAAGUUUGAAGAUGAGUGCAGAGCUAUUAUCGGAAAUCAGUCAUAUGUGUUAUUUACACUUGACAAGUUAAUAUAUAAGCUGGUUAAACAGCUUCAAACUGUUGCAGCUGAUGAUAUGGACGGUAAGCUUCUUCAAUUAUAUGAAUAUGAAAAUUCCCGGAAGUCUGGGAAGUUUGUUGACUCGGUGUAUUAUGAUAAUGCACGUUUCCUUCUUCAUGAGGAGAAUAUUUAUCGCCUGGAAUUUUCAUCUGCCCCAUCUCGUUUGUCCAUCCAACUGAUGGACAAUGUAACUGAGAAGCCUGAGGUGUUGGCGGUUGCCAUUGAUCCUAAUUUUUCAGCAUAUUUGCACAAUGAGUUUCUGUCCAUAUAUUCUAGCAAAAAGGAGCCGCAUGGCAUUGCACUGCAGAGAAACAAGCGAAAAUAUACUGGUGUAGAUGAGCAUUCUGCUCUAUGCAUGGCCAUAGAUGGUGUUAAAAUGUUCAACGGUUUGGAGUGUAAGAUUGCUUGUAAUUCAUGCAAGAUCUCCUAUGUUCUGGACACAGAGGAUUUCUUCUUUCGAUUGAGAAAGAAAAGCAGAAAUUCAUCACAGGUCAAAUUUAGUUAUCAGGAUCAGGUUCAGACAAGAAUACAACGCUUCCACAGAUUCUUAUCAGCUUCUUGUUAAUUGCUGAUUUUGUUUCUGUGGGACUCAAGCUCUUGGCACAGUUGAAAGUAUAAACACUUUCUUGUGACAGCUUCCUCAGGUAUGAUCUGUACGAAUUUUCGAAUUGACAACUUGAGAAAGGGAAUGGCUUACGAAAGUCUCGGGAGUAUAAUAUCUUGUAAGGGAAGCAUAUGCCUGAUGGAUUGUCGUGUAAAUAGGGUUGAUGCAUGAUAAUUUUGUAGAAAUAUAUCUAUUUAUUGUCCAUCUCUUCUUGUAGGGCUCUGUUUCACGUUAACAGUUUGUAGACCUGAGUUUACCAAUUAAGUUCCCAAGGUGGAAUUAAUUUAAUCUUUAACUGUAAAUUGAUAAGACUGGGUGACAACUGAAAUUAUCUAUGUAAAGUUCCCAGUUUUCUUUCGUAGGCCUUUCCAUUGGCGGCUUUUUAUACAUCAGGCACCAAGCAUUAUGUUAACAGAUUUGAAGAUGUACUUAUUCAACUCUAGUAUUUUUCUGGACCA
Molecule: messenger RNA, 5224 nt
Organism: Ricinus communis (castor bean)
Lineage: Eukaryota; Viridiplantae; Streptophyta; Magnoliopsida; Malpighiales; Euphorbiaceae
Product: paired amphipathic helix protein Sin3-like 2
Exons: 24
Coding region: 729-4727 (1332 amino acids)
Biological process (GO): negative regulation of transcription by RNA polymerase II
Cellular component (GO): chromatin; histone deacetylase complex
Molecular function (GO): transcription corepressor activity
Source: RefSeq, a predicted model, not a curated record